AUGAACCCCAAUUGGGAUGAAGAUGUUGAUAGUGAUGCAUUGCUUACCCCUAUUGCAUCUGAUGAAGAGGAUGGGGAACAUAAGAAGAAAUUUCCAGAGUUUAACCAAUUUAUAGACAUACAAAAAAAGAUUAAACUUGAAGUUGGAAUGAAGUUUUCCAAUCACAAAGUCUUUAGGGAGGCUGUACAACAAUAUGGGAUAGAAAAUGGGAUAGACUUUUUAUGGGUGAAGAGCGAGUCAAAGAGAAUUACAAUAAAAUGUAAGAAGGGAUGUGGAUGGAGGAUGCAUGCAAGUCAUAAUGAGGCAGAAAAUUCCUUCCAAAUCAAGACUUGGACAAAUAUAGAGCAUAAAGAUUGUGGGUGGAGUAAUAAGAAUACAAAGGCCAGUGCGAAGUGGUUAUCUCUCAAAUACCAAGACCAAAUAAGAGAUCAUAAAGGCAAGUGGGAAAAUGAACCUUUCAUAAACCAAGUUGCUAGAGAUCACAAGAUAUUUGUUUCAAGAUUUCAGGUGUACAGAGCUAAUAAAAUUGCAAUGGAAAAGCUCCAAGGAAGCCAUGCAGCUCAAUAUGGGUUAUUAUGGAAUUAUUGUGAGGCGGUAAGGCUUUAUAAUCCUGGAUCAACCAUGAAGAUGAAGGUUGAGGAUAAUCGAUUCCAGAGAUUAUAUGUAUGUUUAGACGCCCUGAAGAAAGGUUUAAAGUUUUGCAGACCUAUUAUCCAUCUAGAUGGAUGUUUUUUAAAGGCUGGUUAUGGAGGGCAAUUGUUGGUGGCUGUUGGAAGAGAUGGGAAUGAUAAUAUAUUUCCUAUUGCUUAUGCUGCAGUGGAGGCUGAGUUGAAAGAUUCAUGGCAGUGGUUUCUUGAUUUAUUACUUAAAGACAUUGAGGCGGAUCGACCGCCCGGCUACCUAGGGCAUUUGCCCAAGCUCUAG
This is a messenger RNA of Lotus japonicus, 924 nucleotides long. RefSeq lists its product as uncharacterized. The record is from RefSeq and is a predicted model, not a curated record. Lineage: Eukaryota; Viridiplantae; Streptophyta; Magnoliopsida; Fabales; Fabaceae. Bases 1 to 924 code for a protein of 307 amino acids. The transcript is spliced from 2 exons.